AUGCUGUACUUGGGCGGUGGAGGCUCGGAAGUGGACGAAGCCAGGUCAUGGGACCUGGUCUUCCAGUCAGGGCAGCGGAUUACUGUUUGGUCCUUCGCUCAACCUUCUAAUAGGAUACGAAGGGUAAUGGACUGGGUGAGCUCGGCUCUGUCCCAGCGUGGACAUUUCUAUAUCCAGCUUGGGGACAGAGGUCCACGCUUCGGGCUCGAACAAGCCGACGUCUUGGUGAUACCCGGUGGUAAUACACUCAGUUUACUGCAAUGGGUGCAACAGAACGGCUUUUUUACAGCAGUGGCAAGUUUUCUGAAAGGUGGAGGCAAAGUGUAUGGUGGGAGUGCAGGCGCAAUCCUGCUUGGCGCAGAUAUCGCCAUUUGCGACGUCAAGAACGGAGGUCUAGACGAAAACGAGUAUACUUUGGAGGAUACGCAGGGCUUAGACCUCUUGAACGGCGCUGUGGUUUUCCCCCAUUUUGACGCGGGGAGUUCUGCUCACUUUGUUACGUGUCAGAAGUGGGCAGACGACCACUCCGUCAUAGUAAGUGCUAUCCCGGAGAAGUGUGGCGUGGAAGUAGACGAGACAGGGAUAUUUCGAAACGCUGGUCCUGAUUCAGUCCACUUGUUUAGACACCGAAGAGACGCGGCGUCACUCAUUUCAGGUGAGGAUUGGUACAUCGAUGGGAGAGUAACUGCUGUCGAUUAA
This is a messenger RNA of Neoarthrinium moseri, 699 nucleotides long. RefSeq lists its product as uncharacterized. The coding region runs from base 1 to 699 and encodes 232 amino acids. The transcript has a single exon. The record is from RefSeq and is a predicted model, not a curated record. Gene Ontology annotation, biological process: proteolysis. NCBI's taxonomy places the organism in Eukaryota, Fungi, Ascomycota, Sordariomycetes, Amphisphaeriales, Apiosporaceae. Gene Ontology annotation, molecular function: serine-type peptidase activity.